UUGCCCCUAAAACGCUAUUUACAGGGAACGGAAUUCGUCGUUACGAAUUGCCAAGUUCGGGGUGGAUACGUUGUUCUCGUGGGUUCAACUAACGGAGUGUUGAAAGUAGGAGACACUGUGGAACAAGUCUUUGAUGGAGUGAAAGAAGCCGAGGAGAUAGUCCAGUCAAUCAUAGACACCCGAGAACCCGUCUAUGCUAAAGAAGCCCCGCUACCUCAAGCUCGUGAAAUCACUGGAUUGAGAGCAAUGUUCGAUGAGAAUUACCCUGAUCCGGUUAGAGUGGUGUGCGUCGGGGUACCCGUAGAAGAACUUCUGUCGAAUCCGAAGAGCGGUGCUGGUUUGAAGACAACUGUAGAGUUCUGUGGUGGAACGCAUCUUCACAACGUUGGACAUAUUGGGCAUAUGGUGAUUUCAUCCGAAGAGGCUAUUGCUAAAGGAAUUCGACGAAUAGUAGCACUGUCAGGACCAGAAGCCGAAAGAGCAUUACAUCGUGCAGAAAGAUUAGCAGCAAGGACUCAAGGCCCUAUCAGAUGA
This is a messenger RNA of Cooperia oncophora, 534 nucleotides long. NCBI's taxonomy places the organism in Eukaryota, Metazoa, Nematoda, Chromadorea, Rhabditida, Trichostrongylidae. The record is from the annotation of a GenBank genome assembly.